This is a messenger RNA of Frankliniella occidentalis (western flower thrips), 1018 nucleotides long. It is a transcript of the gene SmD1, whose product is annotated as probable small nuclear ribonucleoprotein Sm D1. The transcript is spliced from 4 exons. Gene Ontology annotation, biological process: RNA processing; spliceosomal snRNP assembly. Gene Ontology annotation, cellular component: commitment complex; U4 snRNP; catalytic step 2 spliceosome. The coding region runs from base 137 to 514 and encodes 125 amino acids. Gene Ontology annotation, molecular function: RNA binding. Lineage: Eukaryota; Metazoa; Arthropoda; Insecta; Thysanoptera; Thripidae. The record is from RefSeq and is a predicted model, not a curated record.
UGGUAGAAGUGAUCAAUGCCAACGCCUUCUGGAAAAACAUAUAGGAGCAAGCGCCAAGCCUGUAGCCAACGGUGGUGGUUUGUUGUUUACAUAUUUGAGUAGCGUCUUGUAAUCGUAAAUUUAAUCUUUUAGCAUCAUGAAACUCGUAAGAUUUUUGAUGAAACUUAGUCAUGAAACUGUCACUAUUGAGCUCAAAAACGGAACACAGGUCCAUGGGACUAUUACAGGAGUUGAUGUAGCUAUGAACACACAUCUGAAGGCUGUCAAAAUGACUAUAAAGAAUCGUGAUCCGGUUCAAUUGGAGACCUUAAGUAUUCGUGGCAACAACAUCCGCUACUAUAUUUUACCAGACUCACUUCCUCUGGAAACACUACUGAUUGAUGAUACUCCCAAAGGGAAAGCACGGAAGAAGGAGGCUGCACGCACUGGUGGUGCUACUCGCGGAAGGGGUCGUGGAAGAGGUGGACGAGGCAGAGGCCCUCGAGGACGAGGCAGAGGGAUGGGCCGCCGGUAGAUCUUUUAGAGCAACCUUCAUGUUCAUCUGUGAUUUUUUGGAGAAAAUGUUCACUUGGAUCUUGACUUGCGUUUUAUGCAAGAGCAGAGUUUAAGUAUGUGUGAAAGAUCAAGAAGGAAUGCUUUCUUGUUUCAAUUUCUGUUAUUCUAAUUCUGAGUACCCUGUGCUGAGUUUGUCCACUCAGCAGAUCAUUUUCCCAGCCCAUUUCAUUAAUUUUGUAUUAACAAUGAUAAUAAUAUUCAGUUUUGUCAGCUUACUUACAUGAGAAUCAUUUUUGAAUCAUCUGAUUCGCAGCUGGCUGAAAUGAGUCCAGGCAUUCCAAGAUCUCCUAUAAUAGUCCACUAAAUCAACUGAGAAUUGCCGUUGGAUAUUCAUUUAGCAUUUUAUUUAUCAUCUUUAUUUGUAGACAUUGCCGAAAUCUGUGGGAAAUUUAUUUCCAAACUGUUCCUUUGCAGAUAAGGUGUGAUUUAAAUAAUGGUGUAAUAAAUAGUGGUGAAUAAGCAA